Mobula hypostoma (lesser devil ray) is the source of this 4771-nucleotide messenger RNA. Its product is annotated as pyrroline-5-carboxylate reductase 1, mitochondrial-like. Gene Ontology annotation, molecular function: pyrroline-5-carboxylate reductase activity. NCBI's taxonomy places the organism in Eukaryota, Metazoa, Chordata, Chondrichthyes, Myliobatiformes, Myliobatidae. The transcript is spliced from 7 exons. The record is from RefSeq and is a predicted model, not a curated record. Bases 187 to 1125 code for a protein of 312 amino acids. Gene Ontology annotation, biological process: L-proline biosynthetic process.
GGGUGCGGCUGUGGGCCGGUAGCAGGCUUGGUUGCUCCGAGCCACGUUGACCUGCCGAGUUAUUGGGGAGGAUCGCCGCAGCCUGUGGCUUGGGGGGCUUGAAGCGCACCGUUCAGCCGCUGUUCUGUUGCCACCGGGACUGGCCGAGUCCAUUCGAGGCAUUGCUCCUUGAGGAGGCUCCAGAGGAUGAGUGUUGGGUUCAUUGGAGCGGGCCAGCUGGCCUUCGCCCUGGCUCGUGGAUUCACGGCCGCAGGUGUCCUGGCUGCACACAAGAUUAUAGCAAGUUCACCGGAUCCUGAUUUACCCACUGUUGGAGGCCUGAGGAAACUGGGCGUCAAUUUUACCUCAAGCAACAAGGAAGCAGUUCAGAAGAGUGAUGUACUGUUUCUGGCUGUUAAGCCACCCAUUAUCCCUUUUGUGUUGGAUGAGAUUGCUCCUGACAUUGAAGAUCGCCACUUGGUUGUGUCGUGUGCUGCUGGGGUCACAAUUAGCUCCAUCGAGAAGAAACUGUCUGCUGUGAGCCAGUUUCCCAAAGUGAUUCGUCUAAUGACCAACACCCCGGUGAUAGUGCGAGAGGGCGCCACGGUGUACGCCACAGGAACGCACGCAGAGGUGGAGGAUGGGAACGUGCUGGAGCAGCUGAUGGCCAGUGUUGGUUUCUGUGUGGAGGUGGAAGAGGACCUGAUUGAUGCGGUCACUGGCCUCAGCGGCAGUGGCCCUGCCUAUGCUUUCACAGCUAUUGAUGCCUUGGCAGAUGGUGGUGUGAAGAUGGGUCUCACUCGUAGAUUAGCAGUUCGACUUGGUGCUCAAGCAUUGAUGGGAGCAGCCAAGAUGUUGCUGGAGUCUGAGCAGCAUCCUGGGCAGCUGAAAGAUAACGUGUGUUCGCCAGGCGGUGCGACCAUCCAUGCCCUUCACUUAAUGGAGAGCGGGGGAUUCCGCAGUCUCCUUAUCGAUGCUGUUGAAGCCUCCUGUAUAAGAACAAGGGAGCUCCAGUCUCUUGCAGACCAGGAAACUGUCCCCCCAGCAGCCAUUAAGAAGACCACGCUGAACAAGGUGAAACAGAAUGCCUCUAAAGCUGGCAUCAGCCUCUUCAACCACAAGUACCCUGGAAACAAGAGUCGUUAAAUGCAGGAACUAGCAUUUGCAAUUGGAUGGAAGAAAGAAGAAGAGAAUUGCCAAACUACAGAUCAAUUACAUAAAGGAAGGACGUUCCUUUAUCACUGUGCUGUAUUGCUUCUUAAUCUCCAGUACGUUGAAAUGGUAAUGUGGAGAUGAGAAUGCAUAUUUAAGAUGCCCUGUUGAAAAUGAGGGCUGAUUGUGAAGUAACACUGGCUAUAGUAGUACAUAUAGCUUGUUACAUCUUUCCUUCCUUGAGUAGAGAUGUCAUUACAUUGCAGAAGAGCAAGAGAAUAGUUGGCCAAUAUGAAGAUGUUUUAUAUGGGAGCUUGCUGAGCUCAAAUUGGCUCCAGCAUUUUCUCCAUUAGAGUAUAUAAGGUUUUGAAUUCUAUUACUGUAAAUUGUUUUGGCCUUGCAAAAGGCUAUUUGAUUCCUUUCUUGCUAAUAUUGCUCCCUUGUUUACACAAUGGUUGGCUCCUUUUGUGAAUCUUCCCACGCAGACCAGAGAAAAAUAACUUCUCUCGCUUUCGGUCCCUCAGUCGGUUUCAUCUGGAGACAUCUACAGCCCUUUAAUCCCAUGAUUUGAGCCAUAUAGACAUCAACCAGAGGCCGACAAAUGUUGACCUUGUUAACAAAUCCCAGGUUCAAAAUCAGGUUUAUUAUCACCUGAAAUGGGUUGUGAAAUUUGUCAUUUUGUGUCAGCAGUACAGUGCAACACACAUAAAAAAUUACUAUAGGUUACAAAAAGAAAUAUAGAACUAAAUAGUGCAAAAAGAGGGUCAUAUCAAGGAAUGAAUUUAAACAAGGUCUGCUAAACCUAUGUGGUACUUUAUUAAAUACAUUUCAACUCCUCAACCCUUUAUUUUCUUGAAGAACAGCUUUAUAUUUGCCAUUUGCAACUUGCCUUUUUCAAAUGUGUUGGCUGUUAGUGUUGUUAAUCCAUUUUUUUGUUCGAGUGAAAAAUACAUGUACUCCAGUUUCAUGUUUUAUUCUGGGAUCAUGCUUUGUAAAUGUAACCAUAGAAAUUCCUCCAUGGUAACUUUGAAUGGGAUGACGAGUGCUGGCUUCCCAUGUUGAUCUUUAUUUUGUCUAAUGAACAGGGCAUGUACAAUCUUCCAGGAAUUUAAUACCAUUCCAAUAGAUAGGUGGGCAAUUUCUUUGAAAAUAAAUUAGAUGUUUUUCUAAUCCAAUUAUUUACAGGAAUAAUUUGGCUGGGCUUCUUGAUGAAGGGCUGGGUUGAGGAACGAUGAAGGCAAUAUCUAGCCUGUUGGGAAAAGGACAUGUUCUUUGAUUCUUAACAAAGAGUCGUCUUGAAGGGGAUUUAAAACAAAAAGCGCGGUUAAUGUCUAUUAUUUGUAUAAAGUAGCGUGCACCUUCUUGAAAAUUAAUAUUCUGCUCAAUUUUAUCUCCCUGGGCUUGAAAUUUGUUCCAAAUUUCAUGUGUGAUAUCAAAGCAGAGGACAAUAUAGUACGCGUUUAUAGUUUCAGACUGAGGUGAAUUUUCUUCCCCAUUGACUUGUAAAUGUUUAUAGAAAUUUCCAUAACACGGCAUUACAGCGUGUUCUAUCAAGCUAUUACAUAACAUUGAAUAGAUUUGAGAACAUGUUUAAUGGGGGUAAGGUUCAAGAACCUUUUAUUUGAUAAAAGAACAAUUGAGACAAUCCAAUAUAUUAAUGGUAAUAUGACUGUUUGUACUUGAGCUGUAAACCAUUGCCUCAGUCAGCUACAAAUACUUUCAGGAUCAUUCAUGAAACUGUAAUGUUGAGGAUGUAUUUUUUCCACACUUUGGUCUUGCAGCCAGACCAAGAGAGAAUUUUAUGAACUACCAGAAGUGAUCAAUGAUUGUGUGUAUUAGAAGUUAGCCAAAGUGAUUAAAUUCUGUACAUUUACAUCUUGGUGAUCAGUUGGAAAAUGCUGCAGACUUCCCACAGAUACUCUAGAAAAAGUAGAAUAAAAUUUUAAACAUUUGCCAGGACUGUGCCUCCUGGUUUUGUUAUGACUAUUGGAUCAUCAUCUAAAAGCAUGGCCUCUUUUAAGUAUUAUAGAGUUAUGGGCCUAUCUGGCAAAAUAAAGCCAGCCUACCAAAUCACGUGAAGAGUUCCUGGUUAAGUUAUUGAACUGUUAAUCUGUGGAGUUCAUUGCCAUAUAUGGCUUUAGAGGCCAAGUGAUUAGGUAUAUUUAAAGCGGAGGAUUAUAGGUUCUUGAUAGUAAGAACGUCAAAGGUUGCGGGGAGAAGGCAAGAGAAUGGAGUUGAAAGGGAUAACAAAUUUCACCUUCUUACUUCAUUUCCUCCUGCACUCACUGGGCUUCACCUAUCAUCUUCCAGCUUGUACUCCUUCCCUUCCACCCACCACCUUAUUCUGGCUUCUUCCCCCUUCCUUUCCAGUCCUGAUGAGUUCUUGGCCCAAAAUGUCGACAGCUUAUUCCCCUCUAUGGAUGUUGCCUGACCUGCUGAAUUUCUCCAGCAUUUUUUGUGUAUUGCUCUCGAUUUCCAUCAUCUGCAGAAUGUCUUGUGUUGAUAACUCUGCCAUGAUGGAAUGGCAGAGCACAAAUGAUGGGCCCAAUAGGCUAAUUCUGCUCCUGUGUCAUAUGGUCUUAUACAAAUAUUUGUAAUAUAAGUAGUUCUGGUUGAUAUUUUUUAAUUAUCUGAAUUUAUCUGACAGUUUGGAGAAUUGUUUACAAUUUUCCAACAGAUAAAUAAUCUUGUGAGGGUGAACUUCCUUUGAGUCAACAUCAAGGAAUUCACUACUUCAUGAAAUUUUACCAUUUAAAUACCAACAUAUUUAUUCAUAGUACUGUAUCUGUUACAUCAGGGUAGGCCUUGUACAUUGAAUGGUAGCACCCUGGGGUGUGUAGUGGAACAGGAGGACCUAAGGGUACAGUGAAAGUGGCUUCACAGGUAGACAGUUGGCACACUGGCCUUCAUUUAUCAAGGCAUUGAGCGCAAGUCUGUAAUUGAGCAACUCUUAGAGUCACAUCCGAACUUUUUAAUCAAUAAAUAACUACCUUUUAAUUUUUAUUUACUUCUAUCUCUACUAUUUUUCCAAUUUCAUGUCCAUUUUUAAGACUGCUACCAAGUACAUCUGCUCCAGAGAUUGGAGCAACUGAAUCGGAAUUGGACUUAUCACUGGUCCUGGACCUUUUGUACUUUGUAUUGUCCUUGGGCAAUAGGCAAGCAACAAACAUGUUGGGAAUUACACGUGCAAGAUGCAUUACGAGAAUGGGAAUAAAUGAUCUCGAUAGACUGGAUGUGGAGAGGAUGUUUCCUAUAGUGGAGGAGUCUAGGACCAGAUCGCAAAGCCUAGAAGGACAUUCCUUUAGAACAAAGCUGAGGAGGAAUUUCUUUAGCCAGAGGGUGAUGAAUCUGUGGAUUCAUUGCCACAGAUGGCUGUGGAGUCACUGAGUAUAUUGAAAGCAGAGACUGAUAUGUUCUUGAUUAGGAAGGGUGCUAAACGAUACAGGGAGAAGGCAGGAGAAUGGGGUUGGGAGGGGUAAUAAAUUAGCCAUGAUAGAAUGACAGAGCGGCCUCGAUAGGCUGAAAAGCCUAUUUCUGCUCCUAAGCCUUCUGGUAAACCUGUUUACAAUGCAGCAUGUCGUACACACUAUAUUGUUACUAUGAUACAGUGAAAGGAAAGCCAGCAUCAAAGCAGUAAAUU